AUGGAUAAGUCUUGGAUGCAUGCUGAUAGAAGAUCACGCACAUAUGAGUUAGGUGUUGAGGAAUUCCUUAGGUUUGCUGUAGAGAAUGCUAGUGAUGUAAAUAAUAUCUGCUGUCCCUGUUUGAAAUGUGGGAGCAUAGAUGGGAUGUUCUCAGCCAGGGUCAUAAAAGAUCAUCUAUAUUUUAAUGGUGUAGAUGAGAGUUACAAAGAUUGGGUAUGGCAUGGGGAACCAUCUAGGGCAACAGUGAAUGCUAAUGAAGGGGAAUCUGAAGCUACUGUAGAUAUGGUAGAAGAUGGAGAUGCAGCAGAUAAUAUAGGGUUGGGAGAUCAGGAAGAAAAAUGGGCUAGUGAAGAUGAAGAGUUUUUUGAAAAUGGUGAGGAUGAGCAGUAUUCUGUAGAAUCGAAUGACUUCAUGAGGUUAGUUGAGGAUGGAGAUAAAGCUUUGUAUCCCGGUUGUACCAAGCACACAAAGUUAAAUGCACUUAUACAGACUUAUAACCUUAAAGCAAAACAUGGAAUGUCCGAUGUGUGCUAUUCUGACAUGUUGAUCAUGAUCGGAAUAUUUCUCCCUGAGGGUAAUGAGAUACCUGGUUCGCAUUAUGAGGCUAAGAAGACUUUGGCUACAUUAGGAAUGGACUAUAAAAAGAUCCAUGCAUGUCCUAAUGACUGUAUUUUGUACAGAGGACAGCAUGCUGAUGCGAGUAGUUGUCCUACAUGUGGGGAGUCUAGGUGGAAAUUAGGCAAAGAUAAUAUCGAGAAGCAAGGGGUACCCGGGAAGGUGUUGUGGUACUUUCCCCCAAUCCCACGUUUCAAACGCAUGUUUCAAUCGACAAAAACUUCCCAUAACCUAACUUGGCAUGCGAAUGAAAGGAGGAAGGAUGAGUUUAUGCGUCAUCCUGCAGAUGCCCCUACUUGGAAGUUAGUGAACCAAAAAUGGCCAGAAUUUGGUAAUGACCCUAGGAACCUUAGACUUGCACUUUCAUCUGAUGGUUUUAAUCCCCACAGCUCUUUGAGUAGUAGAUAUUCAUGCUGA
Molecule: messenger RNA, 1032 nt
Organism: Rosa chinensis
Lineage: Eukaryota; Viridiplantae; Streptophyta; Magnoliopsida; Rosales; Rosaceae
Exons: 1
Coding region: 1-1032 (343 amino acids)
Source: RefSeq, a predicted model, not a curated record